AUGGUUGUGUCUGUAGAAAGAGCAAGAUAUCUGUUUCACACGCUAAAUUUCCUACCCCGUAUUCUUUUUCUGGGGCAUCGUUUAAAGGCAGACAACGCAAGCACAGUAAGAUGCGAUGUAAGAAGACGGAAUCUUGACAUUUGUUCUAUCUAUCUAUCUACCUAUCUAUCUAUCUAUCUAUCUAUCUAUCUAUCUAUCUAUCUAUCUAUGUUCAUACAUAUUGCUUUCUCUCCUCAUCAAUCUAUCUAUUUAUCUAUCUCUGUUCAUAUAUAUAUAUAUUGCUUUCCCUCCUCAUCUAUCUAUCUAUCUAUCUAUCUAUCUAUUCUAUCUAUCUAUCUAUCUGUUCAUAUAUAUUGCUUUCUCUCCUCAUCUAUCUAUCUAUCUAUCUAUCUAUUUAUCUAUCUAUCUAUGUUCAUACAUAUUGCUUUCUCUCCUCAUAUAUCUAUCUAUCUAUGUUCAUACAUGUUGCUUUCUCUCCUCAUCUAUCUAUCUAUCUAUCUAUCUAUCUAUCUAUCUAUCUAUCUAUCUAUCUAUGUUCAUACAUAUUUCUUUCUCUCCUCAUCAAUCUAUCUAUUUAUCUAUCUCUGUUCAUAUAUAUAUAUAUUGCUUUCCCUCCUCAUCUAUCUAUCUAUCUAUCUAUCUAUCUAUCUAUCUACCUCUGUUCAUACAUAUUGCUUUCUCUCCUCAUAUAUCUAUCUAUCUAUCUAUCUGUUCAUAUAUAUUGCUUUCUCUCCUCAUCUAUCUAUCUAUCUAUCUAUCUAUCUAUCUAUCUAUCUAUCUAUCUAUGUUCAUACAUAUUGCUUUCUCUCCUCAUAUAUCUAUCUAUCUAUCUAUCUAUGUUCAUACAUGUUGCUUUCUCUCCUCAUCUAUCUAUCUAUCUAUCUAUCUAUCUAUCUAUCUAUGUUCAUACAUAUUGCUUUCUCUCCUCAUCUAUCUAUCUAUCUAUCUAUCUAUCUAUCUCUGUUCAUUCAUAUUGCUUUCUCUCCUCAUCUAUCUAUCUAUCUAUCUAUCUAUCUAUCUAUCUAUCUCACUCGCAUUUCCACAAAAAAAGCCCCAAAAGCGCAAAGACUCGUGCAGCAUGGCAGCAUCAGUCAAACGGAGCAAGUACUCAGUUUUUCUCCCUAA
Messenger RNA from Acanthosepion pharaonis, 1125 nucleotides. Lineage: Eukaryota; Metazoa; Mollusca; Cephalopoda; Sepiida; Sepiidae. The record is from the annotation of a GenBank genome assembly.